Molecule: messenger RNA, 777 nt
Organism: Aspergillus calidoustus
Lineage: Eukaryota; Fungi; Ascomycota; Eurotiomycetes; Eurotiales; Aspergillaceae
Source: the annotation of a GenBank genome assembly
AUGAAGACCUUCUUCAGCAUCAUUGUCAUCAACUCCCUGCUCGGCGUUGGACUGCAAGCACUCGCCUUGCCCCAAUUCUCGUCGACAGAGACUUCUGUUGACUCUGCCACUACUGCAGAGGGCACUCCGACUCCCACUGCAGACGAUGUCGAGACUAGCUCCUCGGCCAUUGCUACUAGCACUUCCGCCGUCGCGACUACAGACGUCCCCUCGCUGACUGAAGCCGACCUCGCAGCCCUGCCCCUUAUUCCGGUGGCUGGAGACGACUCUGUAGCCAUCGUGCAGGCUAGCAACAGCUCGCUUCUCGAGACCCAUCCGGAGAUUGACGUUGAGCCGGCUGUUGAACUUCCUGAUAUUCCCGAGAAUAUCACCAUCACCCGCCGUGACCAAUGCGUCGGAGGACCCUUCUCGUCCCCACUUACCCCCUGGACGAACGUCAAGCUCCUGACUGAUCGAGUCUGCGAUUUUUGGUUCCCGAACAACAAUGUUUUCUAUCUUCCCGCCCCCCUCCCCGCCCCGGGCUAUGUCCUCGUGCAAAUCCCCUUUGGCCCCUCGCUCCCGACCCUGAACGUGAAAUACCAGACCCGGAACCCCGCGCCAAUGACGGAUCUGUUCACUCCCGUCACCAGCACCAUCUGCAAGAAGCGCUUCGACAGUAUCCUGGCGUUUGCGACUGCGCCUGGAAACUUCCAGUGCCCGGCCCCUCCGAAUGUCCAUGCGGGGAAUGAUUGUGAUGUUACCAGUCGCGCGGCGUGUUUCUCGUUUUAUUUGAACUAG